AUGUCGGGCAGUGGUAUGUUCCACGUGUUUCGCGUUGGCACGGCGGCUACGGGUGUUGUCUGGCUGCACUACUUGACGACGAUGUACCCGCAGCAGCACUUUGUGACCACGCGCGGCCGACGCUACCGUGUGACACACACGUUGCUAGCCAGUGAGACGGACGGGCGUUUCAGCUCAACGGUCAACGUUGACGCAGACUCGGGCGAUGGCUACUGUAUCCGGGACGUACGUGAACGACUUCAAGUCGCCUAUCGUCAGGGAACAGUGGCCGGCCUGGUCGACAUCUUUUUGUGUCACUACAUGGAACCGGUCACGGAUUCGAUGCAGACACUGAAGAACUGA
Molecule: messenger RNA, 342 nt
Organism: Hyaloperonospora brassicae
Lineage: Eukaryota; Oomycota; Peronosporomycetes; Peronosporales; Peronosporaceae
Source: the annotation of a GenBank genome assembly